Messenger RNA from Cylicostephanus goldi, 939 nucleotides. Lineage: Eukaryota; Metazoa; Nematoda; Chromadorea; Rhabditida; Strongylidae. The record is from the annotation of a GenBank genome assembly.
UUGCCAUCUAGGACUCCAGAAGAUGUCAAAAAGCACGCUGUAGCGUCGCUGAGUGUAGCACCUGUGGGCAAUGGACAUCACGGCAGAGAUUUCUACAAAUACUUCCUAACUACGUACCCGGAAAAUCGCAAAUUCUACAAGGGAGCCGAGAACUAUGGAGAGGAAGACAUCAUGAAAAGCGAAAGAUUUGAUAAGCUUGGAGACGCUAUUCUGUUGUUUGUUCAUGUUUUAGCCAACACAUAUGACAAUGAACCAGUAUUCCGAGCUUUCUGCCACAGAGUCAUGCUUGAGCACAAGGACAGGGGCAUUGACCCAGCUUUGUGGAAGAUAUUCUUCAACAAAUUUUGGAGAGGUUAUCUGGAAAGCAAAGGAGCUAAUCUGACCAAUGAGCAGAAGACCGCAUGGGACACUUUGGGUGCAAUGUUCAAUGAGGAAAGUCAAACUGCGUUGGCCAAGAUGGGACUUCCUCAUUUGAGCGCAAAGGAGAUUAAGAAGCAUGCCGUUGAGUCUCUUAGCGUAGCUCCUGUGGGAGAUGGACACCACGGCAGGGAUUUCUAUAAGUACUUCUUGACAACGUAUCCAGAGAAUCGUAAAUUUUACAAGGGAGCAGAAAAUUACACUGAAGACGACAUAAUCAAAAGUGAACGAUUUGACAAGCUCGGGGACGCCAUCUUACUAUUCGUCCAUGUAUUGGCCAAUACCUACGAUAAUGAACCCGUAUUUCGAGCCUUUUGCUACAGAGUCAUGCAUGAGCACAAAGACAGGGGAAUCGACCCAGAGCUAUGGAAGAUAUUUUUCGACAAGUUCUGGAGCGGUUAUUUGGAGAGCAAAGGAGCUACUCUAAAUGAUGAGCAAAAAUCGUCGUGGCACAACUUGGGCAUAAUGUUCAAUGAAGAAAGUCAAGCGGCAUUAGCCAAGAUGGGGCUUCCCCACGCCUAG